UUCAGCGAACAUUCCAUCAGAUUGUGUUUGUAUGCCUACCGUAUUCACACGAUUGUUUAGUCUCUUAUUUUACCGCUAUUUUAAAGAAAGAAGACGCCUUAAAAUGUCGUUAGUCGCACAAGGCAAUGGAAAUGGGGACAAACCGGGCGAUGGGGAUAAACCGGGCGAUGGGGACAAACCGGGAAAGUGGGGACAGUGGCCAAAACAUCCAGUGAAUCCAAUUUUAAUGGCUUGUGCCUGCUGCGGCCGUGUUCAUUUUAUGCGAACAAUUCACUCGGAUGAAGUAUUCAUAGCGAUGUUGGAGCGGGGCGAUUAUAAGAGAUGGUUUAAAUUUUGCGAAAGAUGCAUCGCCUGGGGUAGAGACCGGGUGAGAGAACAACGACGCGAACGUGGAGAAUCAAGUCGAACAUCAUCACCAGAGCCUGUUGUCUCGCCCAUUACUGCAUCCGGUGUUAGUCGGCGCCCACCAGUAUCACCAGUCUCGGGAGCCGGUGCCAUUCGACGUCGCAGAAGUUCGCCAUCAUUUGAAGACGCUGAUUCACAAUCUGAUCCAAUCAUCAAAGACGAUCCCUUGAUGACGGAAAUAAUAAAUCGAAAUGCCAACCUCAUUGGUGAACGUUUAUCUAAUCCAAAUGUUUCGCCAAUACAUGUAAAUGUUUCAUCCAAUGUUGAAUAUGUUUUCGAAGAUAAUACGCCAAUUAUUAUAAACAUGGCCGACCAGCCCAUCACAUCAAUGUUCGAUGGUGCAUUACAAAUUGAUAAUAUGAAUGCACAUCAUAGUGAUAUAGACUCAUGGGAAAUGGAUGGAUCACAAGAUAAUUCAAUGGGGCAAUUCGGUCCGUUAGAUCAAGAUCUACUUAGUCAUGAAAAUCUACUCGACGAUCCAAAUCUAUUCGAAGGUCAAAAUAUACUCGAUGAUCAAAAUGAUCUAGAAGAAUUAGACGCAGAAAAUCAACAAAAUCAGCAAAAUCCACCAGCAAAUCUCUCGCCAUAUAUUUUAAGAGAUGAUGAUGUUAUAUUAUGAAAGCAGAAUUCAUCCGAUAGAAAACCAAUUCGUCGAAAUAAUUUUAAGCAGUUUUUAAGUUGUGCCGAACCGAAAAGCAAACAAAAAGUCACUAAAAGUGUAGGGAAUUGUUUCAAUAAAUAUCUGUGUGUAUUAAUUUUAGAAUGUUCUGUGCCAAGUAUUCAAAGAAAUUGUUAACAGUUUGAUAUCUUUUUUAUGUUAUGCGAACAAAAUAAAUACUUUUAUAAUU
Molecule: messenger RNA, 1253 nt
Organism: Contarinia nasturtii (swede midge)
Lineage: Eukaryota; Metazoa; Arthropoda; Insecta; Diptera; Cecidomyiidae
Exons: 3
Coding region: 32-1024 (330 amino acids)
Source: RefSeq, a predicted model, not a curated record